Molecule: messenger RNA, 3117 nt
Organism: Plasmodium reichenowi
Lineage: Eukaryota; Apicomplexa; Aconoidasida; Haemosporida; Plasmodiidae
Product: rhoptry neck protein 4
Exons: 3
Coding region: 1-3117 (1038 amino acids)
Source: RefSeq, a predicted model, not a curated record
AUGUCUAGUGUUAGAUUUUUUUUAUGUAUUUUUCUAGUUCUUUUUACAUUUAUUGAUAUAGUUAAACCAUUUAAAGGAAAUUAUGGAGAAGCAAAUUUUUCCUUUUUUCAAGCAACACCUGCUAGCAAUAUAGAAGAACCUCAGAAAACUGAAUCAACCGAUGUACAAUCAAACAUAACACAAAAUCAAGAAAUUAAUAAUACGAAACCAUUACAAGAAAAUAUAACUAAUAAUCAACAAAAUAAUAAUGAACAACAAAAUAAUAAUGAACAACAAAAUAAUAAUGAACAACAAAAUAAUAAUAUACAACAAAAUAAUAAUAUACAACAAAAUAAUAUCGAUACAUCCAUAUCUCAUAUUCCAAACGACACAAUUAACAAUCCUAUAGAUAAUUCAAAUAUAAACAAAUUAGAUAAAUCAAAUGAUACAAAUAAUAUAAUAAAACACGAAGAAAAUAAUCAAACGAAAGGAAAUAACCUAGAAACUAUUAAACAUACAGAACCACUAACUAAUCAAAAUACAAAUGAAGUUAAAAUAAACGAUCUUAAUGAACAUGAAAAAAAUAAUGAAGAAAAUAAAAUACACGAGCAAUAUAAUAACAUAAAUCAGCAUUCACAUGAUAUAAAUAAAAACCAAAGUAUUAAUAAUAAUAUGAAUAAUGAAAAUGCAGAUAAAAAUGUCCCACAUAUAGAUCAAACUGCAAUGUCUAAUGAAAAACAUAUAAAUAAACAUACAACUAACCAUCCUAUUGAAUCACACAAUGCUGAAAAUGACCAUGAUAAAAUAAAUGAACCAACCCAUAGUGAGCAUGCUACCACCACAACAAAUGAACCUAUUCAUAUUGAACAUGCAGCCACUCCAACAAAUAAACCUAUCCAUAAUGAGCAUGCUACCACCACAACAAAUGAACCUACUCAUAGUGAAAAUUCUACCACUCCAACAAAUGAACCUACUCAUAGUGAAAAUUCUACCACUCCAACAAACGAACCUACUCAUAGUGAAAAUUCUACCACUCCAACAAAUGAACCUACUCAUAGUGAAAAUGCUACCACUCCAACAAAUGAACCUACUCAUAGUGAAAAUGCUACCACUCCAACAAAUGAACCUACUCAUAGUGAAAAUGCUACCACUCCAACAAAUGAACAACAUUCCCAUGAUCAAAAUAUGGAAGUUCAUCCAAAUGACAAACUAGCUGUUGUUCCGUUCCAAGGAAUAAAAAAUCACAUUCCUUCAAAUGAAUCACAACCAAUUAUAAGUUUUCCAAACGAAGAUGAUAAUCAUGCGCAAAAUGAAGGUUCUAUAAACACACCUUCUGAAGGGGAACACAAUAAUACAGAAAAUAAACAAGGUCCCAUCAUUACCCCAUUAGAAGGAGAACAACCAGGCACUGUACACAAAGAAGACCUAACACAUAAACAUAUGGUAGGGGAACAUGUGCCCACUCAAAAAACACAACACGGACCUAUCAUUACACCAGUAGGAGGAAAUCAUGCACCCCCUCAAACACAUCACGCACAUAUCAUUACACCAGUAGGAGGAGAACAUGCACAUGGGAAAGGAAAUAAUGAUACUACAUAUGUCACAAUGAACACAGAUGAAAGUAGCAGCAGCGAUACGAAAGGAGAACAUUCAAAUUUACGAUCUUAUAAUAAAAAUAUGAAUAAUAACCACUCGCAGCAUGAUCAAUAUGAUAGUGAUAUGUUAAAUAGCGAAGGAUCCGAUGAUGCAUAUUCAAGUAUGCAACAGAACUUUGAGAAAAACGGAAUCGAUAGUUUUAAAGGGAAAGGGUUGCAUGUAUCUUUAAGAGAAAGAAUAAUAAUCGAAAUAAUGGAAAGUGCAAAGAAUGGAAUAGAUGGUUUAUUAAAAUUAAAAGAUAGUAAAGACAGUGGCAAAUUAUUCAUGGAAGCAUUAGAAAAGUUAAAUAUAAAUAUGAAGGACUUAAAAAAGGAUAAAAAUUUAAUAUCAUUAGAAGUAUAUGAUAAAAUAUUAUCAACCAUGUUUAAAAUAUUAACCGAGAUGUCAUUUUAUGAAGAUUCCAAAUUUUAUGAAACCUUAGGUAUAAAAAAGGAUAUAUUAAAUCAAUCAUUAAAAGAUAUAAAAAUAAAAAUAUUAAGAAAACUUGGUGUUUCGUAUAGUAGGUUACCACCUAUAAUAAAACAUACAGAAGGGAAAUGUGCAAUCAAAGAUAUAAUUAUAAGUAUAUCAUCAAAAGAAUUAGCACAACGUAUGGCAAUCAUGUUUACAAAAUGGUUAGCUCCUGAUGAAUAUGGAACAGUUGUUGAUUAUAAAAAUAACGUAGAAUUAAAUGUAUUAUGUUCAGGUGCUCCUAUAAUUAUACAACAGUGGAAAUAUUAUCAAAAUAUGUUAGGGUUUGAAGAAGAUAAAGAUCAUGCAUAUUUAGGAUUAAUAGAUGAAUUAUUAGUUAUGAAUAAAAGAUAUAGUCAAAACAAAGACUAUGUUGAAACAUUAGAAAAAAUAAAAAAAUCUAAAGCUUUUAAGCAUUGUACAAAAAUUAUGAGAAUUGGUGGUAAGGUAUCAUCUGUACCUUUUAAUUAUGAAAAUGUAAAGAAACCAAGUUCAUCUAUUAUCGGUUCAUUGGGUAAUUUAAUUAAAGCUAAUAUUAAUACAUAUUAUAAGGCAACAGCCCAAAGAAUUAAUUCUUACUUUCAUUAUACUGAGAAAAAAAGUAAAAAAUCAAGCCCCUUGAAAAUUAUCUCAGUUUGUACUCUUCUACAUCUAACAGAUAUGUUAUAUAAAUGUUCAGAUGAAAAUUCUAAUGGAGUAAUGGAUUUAUAUAACUUACAACUUAAUACUUUAAAUAUGAAAGGUAAAAUGGUAUUACAGUAUUUAGUGCACUUGAAAUUCUUAACUCAGGAAAAAAAAAAUCAACUUAAGGAGAUAUGUGAACCCCAAAACGGACUAAUAGACGAAACAUUAACCAAGAUGUUAAUUCUACUAUCAACGGAUUCUCAUGAAUUAUUAUCACAUGAAUUAGAAAAUAAAGGAUUUGACGAAGAUUAUAUUCAAGACGAAAUAAAGAAUAUCAACGAAAGUGAUAACAAUAUUAGAGAUAAAGAAGAGGACGAUGUUGAAAAGAUGAUUUUUGAUGAUUUAUAA